UUAUUUAUUUAUUUAUACGUUUCAAUACUAGUAUAUAUAUUUUUGUAUCAAUUUCCACAUAUUUCCUAACAAUUGUUAGAAAUAAAAAUGGAACCAAGUGAGGAAAUGUGCAAAAGUCUUGCCAAAUGGUUACAAAAAAUUGUUCCUACAAAAACCAGAACCAUACCUGAUAUAUGUGAUGGAGUUGCAAUGUUGGAUGCCCUCCUACAAAUAUCAGUAGAACAUUUCAGUAAACUGGAACCUAAAAUUAAGAGGGACGUUAGUUCGAAUAACUGGCGUAUGAAAAUAAGUAACUUGAAAAAAGUUGUAGAAGCUGUGAUAGAAUAUUACCAAGACGUUCAUAGUUUGCAAAUUUUAGAGAUAGGACGUCCCGAUGUUACCAAAAUCGGUGAAAGCAAUGAUCCUGUUCAACUGGCCAAAUUGUUAAGAUUGAUUUUAGCCUGGCCAAGUAAGGGAUCUGGUCUAUGUAUCAAGCACGAUGUUUCUAAAUAUUUGCAAAAAAAUAUGGAGUUGGAAGAGGAACUUUCUAAAAACAAUACUUGGAAGGCACAAUGUGAUGCUUACAAAAAUCAAAUAGGGGAACUUCAACAGAAAAUUGAUGAGGAAACACAGAGAGCUGAUAAAGCUCAGUUCAAUCUAGAUAAACUUGAUUCCAAACUGGUGACUUUACAGGGAGAAAAAGAGCGUUUGAUUCUUGAAAGGGAUUCCUUGAGAGAAGAAAAUGAAGAACUAAAGCUUGGCCCCAAAGGUGAAAGCGGAGCUGCAGUUUCUCAAGAAUUGACACCAGCUGAUAUGGAGAAGAGGUUGCGUUUUCUGGAGAAAGAAAACCGAACUUUACGAAGUUCCUGUCAGGAAAUGGAAUCAAAGCAAAUUCAAUUGGAUAGCUCCUUAAAUAGGAUCGAAAAAUUACAACAAAAGAACCGAACAUUGAACCAGAAUGUAUUGAAAUUGGAAGCACAGAUCGAAGAAAUGAAGAACCAACAGGGAGAGAAUCAGAACACAUCUAACAGCUCCAAAGUCAAAGAACUUGCCCAGAAGUUGCAAACGCUUCAAGAAGCCCUUACCGCAAAAGAGAAUGAGUUACAAAUUGUACAGGCAAAGUACACAAGAAGUGUGGAAAAGGCUAGAGAAGUGGCUCAGCACCUAGAGCUCAAAACAAAUGGUGACAUAGACUCAUCAUUGAGGCAGCCCAAUAUGAAGGAGAUGGAAGAACGACUUUUGACAUCUGCUUACUAUAAGUUGAGUUUGAAUUGCCACCGUGAAGCAAUUGAUGAGAGAUUGAGUGUCUUGGGGGUUGGACAAGGGCAGUCGUUCUUAGCAAGACAGAGACAACCAACUCCCAGGAAGCAGAUACAAAGGUUCAAGUCCAAAUAAUUUAUUUGUUAUAAUUAUAUAGAAUACUUUUAUGUAUUUGUUUCAAUGUAUAUAGACUUAUACACAGUUCUGUAAAAUAUAAACAUGACCAAUCAGA
This is a messenger RNA of Leptinotarsa decemlineata (Colorado potato beetle), 1471 nucleotides long. RefSeq names its product hook microtubule tethering protein (gene hook). The record is from RefSeq and is a predicted model, not a curated record. NCBI's taxonomy places the organism in Eukaryota, Metazoa, Arthropoda, Insecta, Coleoptera, Chrysomelidae.